Cyprinodon tularosa is the source of this 2529-nucleotide messenger RNA. RefSeq names its product purinergic receptor P2Y1 (gene p2ry1). The record is from RefSeq and is a predicted model, not a curated record. The coding region runs from base 318 to 1367 and encodes 349 amino acids. Gene Ontology annotation, biological process: phospholipase C-activating G protein-coupled receptor signaling pathway; platelet activation; relaxation of muscle. Gene Ontology annotation, molecular function: G protein-coupled ADP receptor activity; A1 adenosine receptor binding; ATP binding. The transcript has 2 exons. Gene Ontology annotation, cellular component: plasma membrane. NCBI's taxonomy places the organism in Eukaryota, Metazoa, Chordata, Actinopteri, Cyprinodontiformes, Cyprinodontidae.
GCAGUUUGCAAUUCCUGCUCUUCAUGCCAGAGCCUGCAGCUGUCUCGGUUGCGUCCCACCACCGCGGGUGUGGGGAAGCUUCGUAACGAAUGGAGGAACAGGCGGCAGACUUUAUUUUUCUUUCCCAGUACAUAUCCAGAGGAUUUUGCAACUUUUAUAACUAUUCCCUGCAUUGUAUGGAGACUCAAUGAAAGUAUUUGGCAGCUUAGACACACUGUCUGUGUUUUGUCUGAUAAUUUUUUUUUUUGCAACUGAGAAAGAUAUAGGAAUGUGGAAUUCAAGUAUCUCUCAACGGAUGAGCUUCUGCCCCUGAAAUCAUGACCACGUACAUGAACCUGACCUCUCUGUUGAAUGAAACCUCCCAAAAAGGAUGCAACCUCACCAAGACAGGUUUCCAGUUCUACUACCUGCCCACUGUUUACAUCAUGGUUUUCCUCGCUGGGCUGGUGGGCAACAGCCUGGCUAUCUGGAUGUUUGUGUGUCACAUGAGACCCUGGAGCAGUAUCUCUGUCUACAUGUUCAACCUAGCCCUGGCUGACUUUUGCUAUGUCCUCUCUUUGCCUUUCCUCAUCUUUUACUACUUCAACAAAACUAACUGGAUAUUCGGGGAUUUAUUGUGCCGGCUGCAGCGUUUUAUUUUCCAUGUGAACCUCUAUGGAAGUAUUCUGUUUCUCACCUGCAUCAGUGUUCACAGGUACACCGGUGUGGUGCACCCGCUCAAAUCUCUAGGCAGAUUAAAGAAGAAAAAUGCUGUCAUUACCAGCGCCUUGGUGUGGUUGAUAGUUGUCAUAAGCAUGUCACCAAUUCUUUAUUAUUCCAGGACAGGUUUGAAGGGUAAUAAAACCACUUGCUAUGACACAACCGUUAACAAGGAGCUACCAGGUUACUUCAUUUAUAGCAUGACUUUGACUGUCUUCGGCUUCUGCAUCCCAUUUAUCAUCAUAUUUUGCUGCUACGGCAUGAUUGUCAAGGCUUUGAUCUACAACGACAUGAACAAUGCUCCCCUGCGGCAGAAAUCUAUCCACUUGGUCAUCAUUGUGCUUGCAGUCUUUGCUGUCUCAUAUCUACCCUUUCACGUCAUGAAAAACCUCAACAUGCGGGCCAGGCUGUACUUCCAGAGCCCCGACAUGUGUGAAUUCAACAACCGAGUCUACGCCACAUACCAGGUAACGCGGGGUCUUGCCAGCCUCAACAGCUGUGUGGAUCCUGUCCUUUACCUCCUGGCUGGAGAUACAUUCAGGAGAAGGCUGUCACGGGCUACCAAGAAAACCUCCAGAAGGGGGGAUACUGUCCUUCAGUCAAAGAGUGAAGAAACUGCUCUUAACAGCCUAGCUGAGUAUGUAGACAAUGGGAACCGGAGGCACUAACUGUCCUGUUAGCUCCUGACACAGAGAGCUGGAGUAACGAAAUGCACUGCGUAGACUAAAGAUUAUGAGAAACUGAUUAGAUGAAUGGUUUGUAGGGAUGUUGGAUCACUGCUCCGUUAUAGUCUGUGUUGACCAAUGCUUGUCAACAUUGAUAAGCUAUCGUACUGUACUGUAUUGUAUUGUAUUGUAAUCUGAAUAUUAGAGCCAUCACUCUUCUUUUUUAAUCAAGUAGUUUAGAUUGCUUGCAGUUCGGUCUAAAAAAAGCAACAAGAAGGGCCUGACUAAGGACAAGGGAUUGUCGGGCAGGCAACAACCUUUUGUUGGUCAACUUCCUCAUGUAUAUGGUGUAGUGAGAAUGCAUCUUAUUAGGCCAAAAGCUGAUAUUUAAUCAAUUCCUAUUUAGCAAGUGAGAGAUUAUGUCUGAUGAGAUUUGGGAUUGGGAUGGCUUUUAGAAGUAAAAGUGAAUGCACUGAGCCCUUUGUUGCUGAAAAGAUGUGUGCCACAGACAUUGUUAUACACUGUGAGUAGAAUAUAUCAGCUCUGCCUAUUAAUCUUAUUUUUUUUCCUCCAUCUAUUGGUUUUGUAAGGGUAGAAUGUGGUUAAAUUUGAGGUCAAAGUGUCCGUAGGAUCUUUUCACCAAUGUUUUCCAUUUGAACCAUGUCAUCAUAAAAUAAGGGUGAUAUCUGCAGUAUUUUUGUAUAUCUGAUGUGAUAGUAGUUUUUCCAAUUGUACUGUACAGGAUGUUGUGACUGUUAAGUUUUCUUCAUCCUAUUUUUAUUUAUUUUGCUAAUUUUGAGUAUAAUGUGCAUGUGUCCAGUAUGAACCAGUGACAGUGAAAAAGUGACUCAUACCAACAAGUUAUAACUACCCUUGUAUUCAUUGCAACAUAGAAAAUAUUACUCAUUAGGCCUCGCUUGCUUUGGAGCUUCACCAACAUGUUAAAGAUCUGUUUGUAUGAGAUACCUCAAGUGAAUAGUGCACUGUGUUCGCUUUUAGCACAUAUUAAUUUUUUUUUUAUUUGUUUUAAAUCUGUUGUAAGCUUUCCAAAAAAAUCUUUCUUAAAAUUUCUUUACAUUUUGUGUAGAUGUUCAAAGCCUACUAAUUCCUGUGUUAUAGCCCGUCUUCAGUAUAAAAAAAGGAAGUAAAUCUGCUGUGCAAGAAA